This is a messenger RNA of Rhopalosiphum padi (bird cherry-oat aphid), 1655 nucleotides long. RefSeq lists its product as uncharacterized. Bases 639 to 1493 code for a protein of 284 amino acids. The transcript is spliced from 3 exons. NCBI's taxonomy places the organism in Eukaryota, Metazoa, Arthropoda, Insecta, Hemiptera, Aphididae. The record is from RefSeq and is a predicted model, not a curated record.
UAAUUUUUAGGUAUUUAUUACCAAGAAUUAACAUUAAUAAUUAUAAUAAAUAAAAAACAUAAAACUAUUUACACCUGUGUGAUACAAAAAACACAUUAGGUAUACAAAAAUAUGUUGUUUUUUUCGGAAUUUGCGUUAUAACUUAUUCUUGUUGUGUGUAUAAGACUAUACUUACAUUUUUUUGUAAUAUUACAAAACAAUAUUGCUUUAAAACAUACCUUUAGAAACACAUUUAUGUAUGUCGUGUACCUAUAUUUUAGUCCUGUAGUGAUAUUAUAUUUGAUACAAUUGUUAUUGUACAAUUUUUGUUGAAAGAAAUCUAUUAAAUUCACAUAUGCUUAUAUAUAAACCGUAAUCAAAACAAUAUAAAAAUUUGUAAAAACUUGAAUUUAUAUAUAUUAUACAGGUACCCUAUAAUGUUGUAUCCAGUAUUAAACAAACGUGGAACAUAAAACGUGACCGAUUACAAUAUCUAAAAUACUUAUAUUAUAUUAAUAGCACAAAUUCUAAAUUUAUUUUUUUGGUUUAAUAAAUACAUGUUUACAUUCAUUAAUUUAUCUUUAUUUGUUAACAGGUCAAUUAUGUGAUGCUUGAAAAAUGAUAAUAUUUAUGAAUUUUAUUAAAACAAUCAUAAGAAAAUGGCUUCACAAAUUGAAGAAUUUCUCGCUAAAAAGAAAGAACAAACUACAUUAUUGGAUUUACAUAACUGUACUGCAAACUCAAAGGAAGAAUUAAGAAAACUCGUUGAAAAAGUGCCCGAAUUCAAGAUAAAACCAGAAAAAAAACUGGGUGAUAUUAAGAUAAAAGAAAAAAAAUUUAAAUUUAAACUACCCAAGAAAGAAAGUAAAAAACCAUUCCCAUUUGCCGAGCCAACGCCAUCAGAAAUGAAAGGAGUUUCAUUAGAUGAGUUGUACUCGGUUAAUAUCCCAUGGAAAAUGCUUACUUCUCUUCGCCCAAAAUCAAAAAUUGACGAAGAAUAUUUUUCAAGACAAGUUGAACUGGGUACGGCUACGCUCAAAACCAGGAAUACGGAGAAAAGGAUACCACGUGAUAGUUUUCUGCGAAAAAAGAAAAAUGCAUCUGGAGGAGUAGAGUCGAAGUUUUUGUCGUGCAAAGAGUGUGGAAUCGAAUUUUGUACAGGCGAAAGUUGCAAAAUAUUCGACUACGAUUCGUUCAAACGGAUUGCGGUGUCUACUAUACAAACAACCACAGAACAAACGCAAGAACCGGUUUCCCAAGAAAAAAAGUUGUCGAAAAAGAAAAAUGCCAGUAAAGGACCAAAGGUAAAAUCACGCGGUCCAGUAGUUAACAUAAAAAAUACCCUGACGAAGAAAAACAACGAGAAAAUUAUAAUUGGUGUGAAUACCAGAAAAAAAAAUUCUAUCAGUGUUCCGGAGAAAUCAAUCAAAGAUAAUAAGUUGCACCAAAACGUCAAGACAUCUAUAAAGGAUAAAUAUUCAUCGAAAGACGAUAUGAAAAAAGUCGUAAAAUAAUAUUAGAAUUAUAAUAAUUAAAUUUAAUUAUAUAGAUAAAAACCAUGAGUACUUUUUAUAUAUUUCUUUAAAUUUAAAAUAAUUAUUAUUACUGAAUACUAUUGUCAUUUGUAUUUUAACCAUUUUACCAAUAAUUUUUUUAAUUUUUCAAUCUUUGUUCGG